AUGACUUCGCCCGAAGAGCGACUACGAGCCCGCGCAGAGUUGUCCAGCUACAUUGCACGCAUGAAGAAGGAGCAGGAGUUGCGACUGGCCGGCGAGACACAAUCGAAUACUUACUCUGGCCACGGUCCUGCCUUUGGAUUCAAUGCCUCCCAGCGUCCUGUUGUUGUUUCCAAGCGUGGCGGGGCCAACUACAGUGGCGGCGGGCACUCUUACCAUCCGUAUCAACGUGCGCCGCCUCCACACGUCGCCCAGAAGUUCAAGAACAGAUCCGUCACCUUCAACAAACCCGAUCCUUCUGCUGUACCUUCCAAAGAAGGAGAACCGUCCAGGCUCGUUCCUGGAGCCGUGGCCAACACUCACUUACAACAGAGCAGCCAGCAGCAGACCGAGACCAAAACCCUCUGCCCGGCUCUCACAUCUACAGGCGUGUGCUCUCGUCAUGGAUGCCGACACCUCCACGAUCCGAACAAACAAGCUCUCUGCAAGCGGUGGCUUUACAAGGGCAGUUGUCCAAAGGGGAACUUUUGCGCGCUGUCCCAUGAACCCUCACCACACAACAUGCCAACAUGUCUCCAUUUUCAAGACGGACACUGCAACAACGAUGACUGCCGCUUUGCUCACAUUCGUAUCAAUCCAGCUGCUUCGGUUUGCGAGGCUUUUGGGCGUCUGGGCUAUUGCGAGAAAGGCGACCAGUGCGCCAACUUUCAUGCAUAUGAGUGUCCUGAUUUCUCAAACAAAGGCGUCUGCCGUUUUGGAGACAAGUGCCAGUUGCGCCACGUUCACCGUGCCGCUCGGAUGAGGAAAACUAGUCGCCGCUCCUCUGAAGGCCCAUCUUCUCCGUCGGAUGAUGCCGAAAAGGAUGUGGUUGACAUUCCAGAAACUGAGGAAUGGUUCCUGAACUCCAAGAAUAGUGCCUCGCACACCCCCCAUCAGUUUACUCAACAGAUGGACUUUGUUCCACUUGACGCUGACGAAUAA
Messenger RNA from Dothidotthia symphoricarpi CBS 119687, 978 nucleotides. RefSeq lists its product as uncharacterized. The transcript has 3 exons. The coding region runs from base 1 to 978 and encodes 325 amino acids. NCBI's taxonomy places the organism in Eukaryota, Fungi, Ascomycota, Dothideomycetes, Pleosporales, Dothidotthiaceae. Gene Ontology annotation, cellular component: nucleus. The record is from RefSeq and is a predicted model, not a curated record. Gene Ontology annotation, molecular function: metal ion binding.